Rotaria sp. Silwood2 is the source of this 1998-nucleotide messenger RNA. The record is from the annotation of a GenBank genome assembly. Lineage: Eukaryota; Metazoa; Rotifera; Eurotatoria; Philodinida; Philodinidae.
AUGGCAUCUGCCAAUCCAACAUCAUCUUUUCCAGAUAGUCGUUUUGUUAAUGAUCCAUUGCCAUCAGCCACGGCAACAUUCAAUAAAGAACAAUUAAAGUCAAAAUUUAACUUAGCAAUUUUAGAUGAUCUUGAUCGAAAAAAGGAAGUGAAGUAUACUGUUGUUGCAAAUGGUAUUACAAAAUCACAUGCAGCUGUUUGGUGGUCAAAAUUUGGCUUUACAAAGGAAAUUGUAUCUGGCGAGACUCAUUCGAUCUCUAACUUCGUUUCUUGUCAACAUUGUUUUGCUACAUAUCGUUAUGGUGCAUCAUCAACCGAAUCUAUUUCACAUCAUCAAUGUCAUGCAGCAACAUCAUCAUGUGCAUUUACUUUCAAUAAAAGUCACUGUACAUUAGAUGCAUAUUUUAAUAAAAAUAAAAAACAAUUUCGUGUUUCUGAACAACAAAAUCUUACUAAAUUAUUUUCAAUCUGGAUUUCUGAUAGUUUUCGUCCUAUAUCAAUUAUAGAUGAUUCUGGUCUUCGUGAAAUUUGUAGUUACUUUUAUGAUUUAGGAACAAAAAAUGCUGAUCGUCAUAUGGAUGUACAAAGUUUAUUUCAAUCAAAACAAACAGUCUCUCGGUGUAUUAUUGAUCAAGCACAUUAUUAUCGUGUACAAUUAACAGAGCUUAUUAAAGAACCAAUUGAAAAUAAAUCAUUAACCAUAUCACCAGAUAUGUGGUGCGACCGCUAUCGUCAAAUAUCUUAUUUAGGUUUAACAGUGACCUACGUUGAUUCAAAUAUGAAAUAUCACAAAUUUACUAUGUCAUGUCGUGAUUUUCCAGUUGAUUUAUCAAAAUCCGGUGAAAACAUAUCAAAAAUAUUGAAAGAAGAGUUGAAUCGAUUUGGAAUUGACCACUUUGAUUCAGUUAACUGGAUUAGCGAUCGUGGGUCAAAUUUCAUUCGUUGUUUCAAUUUAAAUAUGGUGAUUCCUAUCCAUUGUUUUGCACACCGCUUGCACAAUGUUUUAACAGUAACAUUUAUUAAUGAAAAAAUUGAUGGUUAUUUUAAUGAUGAAGAUAUAGAUGACAUUCCAGAUAAGUUGGGACAAGACGAGUUUUUGGGUAAUGAAUUUAUUACUAUGGCUGCUAAAAAAAUAUUAUUAACCAUCAGCUAUACAAAAACUCUAGUUCGAUUUGUAAAAAAGACAAACUUAAAUGAAUUAAUAGUAAAAUUAGGUGGUGAUGAUACUAAAACAUUGAAACAAUCAGUAACAACACGAUGGUUAUCCUUAUUUAUAUGUGUAGAAUCUGUUUACAGUAAUUAUGAUGCUACAUUAUUAGCAUUGGAAAGUCGUCGUACAACAAAAUAUAUGAAUGAUUUAAGAAAAAAUAGUUUAAUUGAUUUAGUAAGUUUGCUAGCUCCAAUUAAUGCAGCUCUUCAAGCUAUUCAAACAGAUGAAACACCAUCAUUACAUUUGGUAGUACCAUUUUAUCAGAAAUUAUUACAUGAUUAUAGAGUUCAAUUUUUUCGUGAACGUAUACAUUUGGAAUUAAAUAAAAUUAUUUUUGAUGCUCUUCAUUAUAUGUCAAUGUGCUUACAUCCAGCUUUGCGUGAGAUGAAUGAACUUCCAGAACACACUAAAAUGAAUUGCCACGAGAAUAUUCGGAAACUUUUACAAGAAGAAGAAGCUCAAUUAAGUGUUUUAGAUCAGACGACGAGAAAUGAUGCUUUAGCUAUGAGAAAACAACGAAAAAUGUUAAAUCAGUUUUUAGAUGAAGAAGAUGACGAUGAAAAAGAAUGUACACCAUCAUCAUCUCAUCAAGAUGAACUUGAUAUUGAUCAAGAUGAUAGUGAUGUUUACCAUAAAAGUAGUAUUAGACGUUCGUCAUCCGAAUCAUCAUUAUCAACUGAAUUUUCUUAUAAAACAAAUUAUCAAGCAUUCAAGCCCGAUGAAUUCGAUCGAUAUCUUGAAUCCGAUUUAUCGUCGACAAUAGUAAAAGCAAAUCCACUUGAGUUUUAG